Messenger RNA from Cyphellophora attinorum, 2601 nucleotides. RefSeq lists its product as uncharacterized. The transcript has 2 exons. NCBI's taxonomy places the organism in Eukaryota, Fungi, Ascomycota, Eurotiomycetes, Chaetothyriales, Cyphellophoraceae. The coding region runs from base 1 to 2601 and encodes 866 amino acids. The record is from RefSeq and is a predicted model, not a curated record.
AUGCCAUACAAUGGCCCAGGUAGUCCUCCGCGCGCAUUGUCUGGUUAUCACGAGCAAAGUAAUUCCUUUCAGUCGAUGUAUGGCCCUCAGCAACGGCCUAUGCCGCCACCCUCCCCGCAGCACUACCCAAGAUAUGCUCCUCCGACGCUGCCACCACCGCCGUCGAUAUCACACUCACCUUAUGGCCAGCAACAACCGCCACAGAAGAGACCUGGAAGUAGCAUGUCGAUAUCAUCCAUGCUAGGUGGAGAGCCCGAAAGACCACAUCAUGACUCCCUAUUCAAUCACAUGCGGUCAUCGUCGCAUGGACAGCAUCCUCUGAACCAUGGUCCACCGCCAGCGCAAAAUGCUAUCAUGUCGCCGCCACAAUAUCCCCCUCGAUCGAACCCUCAAGAAUAUGCCUACAAACCACGCGCAACAACUCCAGAUCGAUAUAGAGAUCAGCUCACAGAUCAGUCCCAGAACCGAUAUAGAUCCGGAUCUGGCUCCAUGCUACAGAGGCCUGGACCAUUCCCAGAUCAACCACCUGCGUUCGAACGCUUCCCUCCGAGACAUCAAGACCAUGCCGUGUUUGGGCAGCAAAUGCCGCCGAGAGAUGAUCUCACCGACCGUGUACGCCGAACAAGCCUUAGUGGCAUCCUGCAAAGAUCAGAGAGUGCGCCGCAGAGAGCUGACGCGAAUGGUCCAAUAAGGCUCCCGAGACCAGAUAGCGCUACGCCGAUCAUCACGAACGGUGAUGCGUUCGCACCUCGCAACCCUCCCGUCGAGCGACAGCCUCCUCUCGGUGGCACCUACGACACGCGACCACCGCCUUUUAACACCAGACCUCCCGCACCUCCCGUGCGACACUACGAGAAAAGGGAUACUCUUUCUCGCUCGCCCGAGAUACGUCGAGCCGUGCCAAAUGGUCUGGACAGCCGCAAUUUUAAUGGCCUCCUCAACGAUGGUCCGUCGAUGGGUCUGGCUGCGCAGACGAUGGCUAGACAAGAUUCGAUACAGUCGCAAAAUUCUGCCUUUGGCGAUCGAUAUAGACCGCGACCUUUCUCGCCCUUCGCACCGUCUGUGACUUCUCAGGCUUCCAUGCCAGUAGAUGAGUAUGGCAGGAAAGGAAGUGACGAGCUUGGACACCGUACAAUUGCAGCCCUAGCAAACGACUCUCGAAGAGGACGAUACUCGCCUGUGCCACAAGCUGUUCAAGGAGCGCAAGCACAAACCCCUGUGCCUGAAGCGAGUCAGAAGGCCGAGCAGGGCAGAGUGUUUGCCGGUCUGGGUGGCUUGGGAAGUGGUCCUACCUCGACUCCCGUCGGCCUUUCUGGAUCUCCUUUCAAGGAUGUCUCGGCUCGACUUAGCGAAGAGAACCUCAUCAAAAUGUCGAGAAGCGCAUCAGGGGUGGCCAAGAGAUCACGCAAAUUCGAUGAUGACAUCCGUGCAGAAAGCGAAGCAGGAGUUGUCGGCAAGAAGGGCAGGAAGCGGACCAAGUAUGCCUCCUCAUAUAAGCCCGAGGAACCCCUUCGCCGAGGCACGCCUCUGUCGAUACCCGUGCAGCGCAACGCUUCUACGCUCUCACAUCAGGCGAUCACUCACCAACGACCCGAGCCGCAGCCAUCAUUCAAGCCGCGACAGACGAUCAAGAUCUUGUCAGUCAUCAAUGCUGCAAAACGGAGUAAGAGACGGCAUCUGGGGACAUUCAAGUACGACCCGAUACUCUCGAAUCGCGAGCAAUCGCUCACCAGUGGCAACUUUGACGUGGAUUUAAAGCCGAACAUGAUCCCCAGCUUCGACCAGCCGCACCAGAUCAACUGCACCUACUCAGUCCGUGUACCCCAACUAUGGCUUCAAGAGCGAGAAGCGCGUCUAAUCGGUCAAGAGAGGUUCUUGUGGGGUACUGGCAUCUAUGCCGACGACAGCGAUAUCGUCGCGGCAGCCAUGCACAGUGGUUUUCUGAAAAGUGUGCCACCAGAGCACGCAGACAGGGCGAUGCUGGACUUGAUCGCACGAGAACAGAACGCCAAAAUCGAGGGUCUGGCUGGUGUGCCAGAGCAGCCGAUGGUGCCUGAGUCUGGAAAAGACGCCAUCAUCACCUGCGUCGUCCUGCCUUGCCUCGAGGAAUAUCCAAGCAGUACUCGCUACGGCAUCAAGAGUCGAAAGUGGCCGGAAGAAGCCAACGGCGCUGAGCAUGACGGAGUCAGUUUCGCGGUCCUGAAAGUCGAGUUCGUGAAUGAAUGCAUCGAAGCCCGACGAGUGGGUCGAACGGGCAAAGAGCGCCGCGAGCGCCUCAAGAAAGAGCUGGAAGAGCGCAAGCGUGGUCAGGAACGAGUCAAGGAGAUGGCUGAAAAGUAUAAGAAACGAAUUCGCAAGGUCGCUAAGGUGCAGAGGGGCAAGAAUGGGGACACCCUUAGGAAGGAAAUGGCGGGGAAGGCAGCGAUGAACAGUUUGAAGGCGAAGAUGAGGCUGGAGGAGGAGAAGAGGCAAGAGGGCGAGGGUGGCAAUGACGCUGCUGUAUCAAAAGCCGGGCUUGUGAAUGGGGCACUCGAUGUCGGGCAGACCCCAGGCGAGUGGUUGAAGCAGUUGGAAACCUCGGCUGGUGACACGGACGCUUGA